This is a messenger RNA of Closterium sp. Naga37s-1, 633 nucleotides long. The record is from the annotation of a GenBank genome assembly. Lineage: Eukaryota; Viridiplantae; Streptophyta; Zygnematophyceae; Desmidiales; Closteriaceae.
AUGCCUCAGUUCAAGAAGUGGCUUCAGCGUCCCAACCCGGUUCACCUGGCGUGUGCUGCCACGGCCGAACUGAUCGGAACCAUGUUUUUUGUCUUCGUCGGAGUGGGGUCUGUGGCUGUCUCAAGUGAAUUCGUUCAGGGGCUGGAUGUGACCCGCAUACUCUCCAUAGGCAUCGCACACGGUCUUGCUCUCGUGAUUGCUGUCGGGGCUGCAUCCGGGAUUUCAGGAGGGCAUAUCAAUCCAGCUGUCACACUUGGCAUGCUGGCAGUGGGGCUGGUUGACGUCAUCACAGCAGCAGCCUACGUGGCAGCUCAGCUGAUAGGCGCUGUGUUUGGUGCUGGUCUGGUCAAGGCAAUAACACCUGCCAGCACACAUGACGCUCUUGGUGCACAUGUGCUCGGUGCUGGUGUCUCCAUAGCUCGUUCGUUCGGUGCUGCUGUCUGGUCAAAUGUGUGGGAGAACCAUUGGAUUUAUUGGGUUGGGAGUAUUAUCGGUGCUUGUGUUGCUAGUGUUGCGUACUGCCUGGUGUUUCUGGUGCCUAGGGAGUAUGGGGAUAAGGUGAAGGCUUUCAGUCCUUCUAGGGCUAGAGAUGCACGCCAGGAUGAGAGCAAUGUUAGUAUUACCGUUUCCUAA